Phyllopteryx taeniolatus (common seadragon) is the source of this 4086-nucleotide messenger RNA. RefSeq names its product small integral membrane protein 29 (gene smim29). The record is from RefSeq and is a predicted model, not a curated record. Bases 812 to 1111 code for a protein of 99 amino acids. The transcript has 6 exons. Lineage: Eukaryota; Metazoa; Chordata; Actinopteri; Syngnathiformes; Syngnathidae.
GGGGAUGGGGUCUAUGGAUGUAUUUGACGAGCCCUCUCACUGGAAGCAUGUAUGGUGCGCAAAUGCUGCACAUGCACACGUUACAUGGAUCCACCGAUUACUAGGCAACGAAGGGAAUCAAAAUCAACCAAAAACGUGACUUUGCUCAGCAAAUGUGUUUGUGUCUCCUACCUCGUACAAUGGUGGAUCGAUUAUCAUGCAAAUGAAUGUUAAAAUACAAGAUAUCAGCAAUGUUUGACCUGUAGUAAGUAGUGGACUCCCAUUGUCAACUACUACUGCAUGUUGUCUUAUUUUGAAGGAGGAAACACCACUGUUGCCGUCGCUGCUACUGCUAGCUUGCAAAAGAUAAGCUGCGGAAGCAAUGCAAACAAAUUGACGUGAUUCACGGAAGGCAUUAGCUGCAGCUAAGUUAGCUCAAAGCUAAUGGAUUUGGAUGCGCGACAGUGUGGGGCGCUUUUCAAGCCGGAAGUGCGUUGUACACACAGCGUCCUUCCUAAAUCGUGCUGCGUUGAGUGCAAGUCAAGCAGGUAGCCACACUUGAGUAUCCCCGCAGCGAGGACGUCGCAUGUUCGUUUUUGGGAGAAAGCUUGGAAUUUAAAAUCCAUGUCAGCUUAUUUCUUUUGCAAUCAAUCCCAAGCGUAGGAGCAGUGAUAUCAUGUGGGAGUCACAUGAAUGAAAAGGAUGAGGCCUGAUCAACAAGGGAGCAUCUUGAGGAGAGAGCCCACUGCACACUGUGUGUCCCUGGGUGGGGGUUUGCUGUAAAGGUCCUGCAUAAGCAGCCCCCUGUAGACCCUUGCCCUGAUUGUAUGCAAUGAAUAGUACCACUCCGUCCCCCACCAUUAAUGGGGACGUGGCGGUCGGCUAUGUGUUGGUGCCGUUCUUCCUCAUCACCAUCAUUGGAAUAGCUGUAGCGGUGAUCUUGUACAUUCGUAAAAAACAGAGACUUGACAGACUUCGGCAUCAGUUGUUACCAAUCUACUCAUAUGACCCCUCUGAGGAGGUGAAUGAAGCUGAACAAGAGAUGCUGUGGCGAGAAGAGGACACCAGAGUUGUUCAAGGUUGGGCAAGAAGUUACCAACAGCGACGCCCACUUCUCACCGAAGAUGCUUGAAAAAUACAAACCAUGGCAAUGCCAGACAAUAUCUGCACUAACCAGAAGGAUUGUUUUUUUGUUUUUUGUUUGUCUCCCCCUUUAAUCUUGAAGUACAACAAGUGAGGCAUUGGUAGUAUGAUCAACCUUCAUCAUAUUUCAUGUAAACUAUUUAUUCACAAGCUUUCACUGGAUUUCAGUGUCCCAAGUUAAAGCGGGUACAUCUUGCUGGAGCAUAUAAAUUUCCUUUGUUCAAGUCAGUCCCGUGCCUACUGCUCACACUUCUAUCUGGCUAGUCGAGCAUUACUGAACAUUGUGGACCUGCCAUUGUGUUGGCAUUCAUUCUGGACUGCAGUUGUUGCAGCACCUUAGGAAAAACACCUUCACAGAUAACAACUGAGAAUUGAAGUAAUCAUCUUUCUGAAUAAGUAAGCUGUUAAUGAAAAAAACUAUUUUGCGUGUGAUUCACUUUCUGUUUCAUUCAAGGAAUGUAUGGGAUAUUUUUUUUCAUUUACAAAAACAAAAAAACAAUUCCUGUCCUGUGAUCUGGAUCUUUGUGUGUUUUUUCCCAAAUCCUGUGAGUCGCAUGGAAGGCAUGAAAACCUCAAUAUGAACAUAAACAAGAUCCAAUGUUCUUCUGAAUGACUCCUGCUCCAAAUAUGCCCUGUGCAGAAGACAUGACACCAGCGCAGGUUCACCUCCAGCCAGAGAUGAGUGCCAUCGUUCUGACUGUAUUCGAUGAUAGACCCACCUACUCCGCCCCCCCGCCCCCUCAAUUGUUUGAAGCCCCUCUGGACUCUUGUUAGUGCAGAUGCAUCACACAGAAUUUCUUCGUUGAAUUAAUUUGCGCAAGUUAUGCAAUGUGAUCGAGAGGAAAUGUGUGUGUUAUCCAGUUUAUUUGGUUGAAAUGUGAUGUUCCUGUCGGAUUCAUUGAGGCUCGUUUUCCUCAAAAUAUUUAAACUGCUGUACAGUCAUACUAGAGUUGUACUUGUUACUGAGCCACUGAAUUCCACUUAAACUUGAAUGGGUAACUGUUCAUGUAAAUUUAUCUGCACUGUUAUGAAGCCUCACUUCUUAAAUAUUUUUUCUGCUCUGGGUUGUUGAUUUUAAGUUUGCUGAAGAAAACAUUUCUGUCAAUGUAGGCUUUUUUUUAAAAAAUAUUAUGUCUGAUGACUGCAUUGUCCCUGCAACACGAUCAGUCAUUACUAGUUAUUACACUGGGAGUACUGACAGAAAAUAUACUUUGACCAAAAACAUUUUGUUUUGUUAUUUAUAAAUAUAGAUAUUGCAUUGAGAAACGUAAUCCUCAAAAACCUAGAAAGGUACUGUUUUUUUACCUCUACCCAAAUUGCCCUUGCCAGCUUGUGGGAAGUAUUCAAAAUUGGUGAGGUACUUGUAUGAACAGACUGAUCUCUAAAUGUUUCCCUUGUGUCUGGUAGGAUAAUGCAUCUUAUACUCUACUUGCAAAAAGAUAUGAAUAUUUGUCUUUCAGGUGAUUCUGAAAUGCACUAUAACCAUUACAGGUAAACUUAAUUUGACCUCAAAACUUUUGAAUGGAUGUCCAACUGUUUGAUGCUUCAGUACUUUUUGCACAACUUACUGUUCUGUAACAAGCUGAAUAGCAAAAUUCACAAGUUUUUCAUUUCCAAGGACACUUCUAUGCCUUUCUGUGACCCUUCCAGUCCCUCUGUAUUCUGCAUACUUCUGAUGACACUCAGUUGCACCCAAAGCCCACUUCCCUCUGAGAAAAUGCUGUUUGGAUCAUUUUAUUGGUAGGUGUCUUGGUCUCAUGAUGUAAAAAUGUUAACAUGAUGAAGAGGAGGACUGUAAAUACCAUUUCUAAUUAAAUCAGGAUAUCGCUACCGCAGGCAUGUACCUGGCAUCUCCAAAACCAUCACUUUUCAAGAAACUUAAAAAAAAAAAAACAAUAGCAUGUUUGUUGAGCCACUGACAUUGUAUCAUCAAAGAGAGAGCCAAUUUCAACAAAAUAACAUACCCACGUGGGGACUGAGCAAUGGUAUUGAUUUGUGGAAAAAACAUAAAAUUGAUCAAAUUUGGACAUAGGUGGGCGGCACGGGGCGGCACGGUGGCCGACUGGUUAGAGCGUCAGCCUCACAGUUCUGAGGUGCGGGGUUCAAUCCCCGUCCCCGCCUGUGUGGAGUUUGCAUGUUCUCCCCGUGCCUGCGUGGGUUUUCUCCGGGCACUCCGGUUUCCUCCCACAUCCCAAAAACAUGCAUUAAUUGGAGACUCUAAAUUGCCCGUAGGCAUGACUGUGAGUGCGAAUGGUUGUUUGUUUCGAUGUGCCCUGCGAUUGGCUGGCAACCAGUUCAGGGUGUACCCCGCCUCCUGCCCGAUGACAGCUGGGAUAGGCUCCAGCACGCCCGCGACCCUAGUGAGGAGAAGCGGCUCAGAAAAUGGAUGGAUGGAUGGGCGGCACGGUGGAUGACUGGUUAGAGCGUCAGCGUCACAGUUCUGAGGACCCGGGUUCAAUCCCCGGUCCCGUCUGCGUGGAGUUUGCAUGUUCUCCCCGUGCCUGCGUGGGUUUCCUCCCACAUCCCAAAAACAUGCAUUAAUUGGUGACUCUAAAUUGCUCGUAGGUGUGACUGUGAGUGCGAAUGGAUGUUUGUAUGUGCCCUGCGAUUGGCUGGCAACCAGUUCAGGGUGUACCCCGCCUCCUGCCCGAUGACAGCUGGGAUAGGCUCCAGCACGUCCGUGACCCUAGUGAGGAGAAGCGGCUCAGAAAAUGGAUGGAUGGACAUAGGUGUUGGCCAGAUGCUAGUGGUAUAUGCAUUGGUCAAAUAAUGGAUCAUACACCUGUGAUGAAUUUUGCCUUUGAGCUUGUUGGAGAACACCAAGUUGUGCAAAAUGAUAAGCAUGGAACUGUUGGACGUAUGUGUUCAAAAGUUAAGAACAGGUCAAACUUAGCUCACCUAUUAUUAUUUCACCGAAAAGCCAAAUGUAGUCAACUUGAACAACAAUAAAUUCAAAGCAAAGCA